AGUUACUUUUAUGUUUUAAAAUGUAUCUUAAGUUAUUUGUACGAAUUUCGGCACAAAAGAGGAAGCAACAAAUUAGAGGCUACCUUCAUAAGCGUAAUAUUCAUCUGGACACCAACGAGCCUGUAAAUAAUGUGUCUGUGUCACAUUUAAAACAUUGUUUCAAACAAGUAUGUUUACCCGUAAUAGAUGGACAUACAUGUAUUAUAGUAGAUUGUCCUAUAUGCAACAAUCUAAAGAAAGAAUCAAAGCUUUACGUAAAUAAAACAACAGGGUACUUUAUGUGCGAUAAAUGUAAAUUUACUGGUUCCUGGGACAUACUAGACAAACUUUUAUCUAGAGGGAAAUCAAAUGAAAAAUUCAAGGAACUAGAUGCGUUAAAAGCACAUUCACAAUGGGAAGAUUUUGAUAAUAAAUGGGAAGAUAUAAAGAAAAGCUGCCGAAAUAUCAAGGACCUGACCAUGGAGGAAUAUGAAAUGCUUCUCAACAAUUUUUCGUUUCCACAUAUUUCGCAAGAAGAUAUGAGCCAAUUGAACUGUAUUUACGAAAAGACAUCCGAUAUAUUAUAUUUUCCGUUAAUAGGGCUAAACAAUUCUAUUGUUGGAUAUAAAUCCCUUACACCCGGCGCAACGACAGAGCAAACAGUUCCUACAUCCGGGGUCAGUGGAUGCAUUAAAUACAAACACAAAAAUAGUAAAAAUGAUAAUACUGCUGUGAUUGUAGGAACCAUAGAUGAUUUGCUAGCCGUGGCGUCGCAGAAAUCAACAAAUGUAAUUAUCUGUCUUCCCUACAAUUUAAAAAGUCUACCCCAACAACUACUACCAUACAUGGAAUCCUACAAGAAAUUGAUUUUAUGGUUUGGAAAUGAUGAAAUAAGUUGGUAUACUGCUAGACAAUUUGCGAAAAAAUUAGGUGAAAAACGAUGUUAUUUCGUGAGACCGACAAAUUUCCAACCUCGGCCAAAGUUAGCUGCUGAUAUGGGCUACGACUUGAAAAAUAUUAUUAAAAAUGCUCAGUCUGUAUGGCAUCAAUCUAUAACUACCUUUCAAGAACUCAGGGAAGAAGUAUUAAGCGAUUUACAGAAUAUUGAUAAAGUACAAGGUGUGAAAUGGAAGAGAUAUCCAGCUCUAAAUCGUAUACUGAAGGGUCACAGAAGAGGAGAAUACACAAUACUAACGGGGCCAACGGGAUGUGGUAAAACAACUUUUAUGAGCGAGUAUUCUUUAGAUUUAGCGAUGCAAGGUGUCAAUACCUUAUGGGGUAGCUUUGAGAUAAGGAAUUCACGAUUAGCAAGAACAAUGUUGCAACAAAUGGUGGGGGUACCUUUGGACGAGCAUCUUGAACAUUUUGAUUCAUAUGCGGAUGCCUUUGAAAAAUUACCAAUUUAUUUUAUGACAUUUCAUGGCCAACAAAGUAUUAAAGUAGUGAUGGAUGCAGUUGAGCAUGCAACUUAUGUUCAUGAUAUAGCUCAUGUAGUAAUUGACAAUGUCCAGUUCAUGAUGGGAACAUCAGAGGAUACUAAACAUUUAGACAGAUUCUGGAAACAAGAUGAUAUAAUUGCGAGAUUCCGAAAUUUUGCCACCAAGAACAAUUGUCACGUAACAAUGAUAAUACAUCCGAGAAAAGAGCGUUUCGAAGGAGAAUUAACAACUUCCUCAAUUUUUGGAAGCGCCAAAGCGAGUCAGGAAGCAGAUAACGUGCUUAUUAUUCAAGAUAAAAGACUUCAGUCUAUCCGAGGCAAAAAAUAUUUACAAGUGGCCAAGAAUAGAUAUAGCGGAGAUUUGGGUAUCAUGAUAUUAGAGUUUGAAAAAUCUAGUCUUAGUUAUUCCUCAAAACUGAAACCAAAAGAUGGAAGUACCGAGAAAGGAAAAUCCUCAACAAAAACACAAGUAACAGAGUGA
Colletes gigas is the source of this 1898-nucleotide messenger RNA. RefSeq names its product twinkle protein, mitochondrial (gene mtDNA-helicase). Gene Ontology annotation, molecular function: ATP binding; 5'-3' DNA helicase activity; single-stranded DNA binding. The record is from RefSeq and is a predicted model, not a curated record. NCBI's taxonomy places the organism in Eukaryota, Metazoa, Arthropoda, Insecta, Hymenoptera, Colletidae. Gene Ontology annotation, cellular component: mitochondrion. Bases 21 to 1898 code for a protein of 625 amino acids. Gene Ontology annotation, biological process: mitochondrial DNA replication. The transcript has 7 exons.